GAAGAAAAACGUGAGCAAUUUCGUGAAAAGUUUUGUGUGCAUUUGGAUAUUUUGUUCCCUAGAAAGUGCUCAUGGUAAUUGGUCAAAAGCUUGUGCAUCCUUUCUAUUGAUUGUUAUUACUUGUUGCACGUCGGAAGUGUGAACGGAAAUGUAUCACUUAAAACCGGUAUUGACGAACGAUGCUUGUGAAGUACCUUCCUGCAUGUACGUCCUGAAGCCGGUCUGUUCCUUUUCCUUCGAUCGUGCACAGCUGGCAGGCACCACCGUCGAUCCGUUGUCGGCCGGAAUCGAUCAUUUGCUAAAAAAGGCCGAAAGUGAUGAGCUAAGAAUGUUGGCAGAAAGACAGCAGCGUGUUCUACAGCAGUUGGCUGAGUUGAAAAACGAACUGCUUUCCAUGCGCACAGAAUUAAAAUUGAACACCAAAGCACCUGCCACGCAACCGUCGACCCCUUUAAAGUCUAAGGCUGAGUUAAAAGCGGAGCCAAUCAAUCACACCUUCCUGCAAGAUUUUGUGGUGAAUGCUAGCCCGAGCUACGUUCCGUACAGCUUGUUGGCCCUGAAGAAUCUAUGGAAAGAUAGGCUUAAUUUGCAAGUCGAAUGCUUUACCCACUCUACGGUUCCCAAACUGACCGAGGAAGCACUCAACUUUCAGAAUGCCAUCCUAUCGACCAGCACUACGGCGAACAAACUGCCCCAGAUUAAGGUGACGCUUAUCUGGAAGAAUGUGGGCACCUACACGGAAAUGAUUACCUCCCCGACGUCAUAUGUUCCGAUCUGUGGCGAGGUCAACAUCUUGCGCUAUCUUUCGCGCUGUGGACCGAGUGAGUUCAAUUACGAACAGCAAGACAAUGUCGUCGAAGCCGAUUCUAUCUUGGAUGCAUGCUAUCUGUUGCUAAACAAGCAGAACGUAAAGCAACGCCAACAGAUCCUCCGCACGCUCGGUGCCAAGCUGGGUAAAACGGACGGCUUCGGUGGCAACGAAAUGUCGUUGUGCGACAUUGCUUUUACGAGCGCCGUCAAGCAGGUGCAGCGUACGAUCGCAAAGGAAAUUAACCCGAACAUGGCCAAGUGCAUUGGGCGCGUCUCGGCCGUGGUUGGAAUGUAGGAACUGCUGCCUGCUGAUUUGUGAGUGCUUUUCCGCAUAUUUAUUCUUCUCCUUCAAUUUCGUACAAUUCGGACAUUUCUUUGCGUUUUGGAAGAAACGUAUACCAUCAAUGACUUAGUCAAGCAAUGCAAAAACUUCCCCGUUGUGAGAAAAUAAAUUAAACAGUUUUUU
Messenger RNA from Anopheles coustani, 1276 nucleotides. It is a transcript of the gene AIMP2, whose product is annotated as probable aminoacyl tRNA synthase complex-interacting multifunctional protein 2. Gene Ontology annotation, cellular component: aminoacyl-tRNA synthetase multienzyme complex. The record is from RefSeq and is a predicted model, not a curated record. Bases 149 to 1105 code for a protein of 318 amino acids. NCBI's taxonomy places the organism in Eukaryota, Metazoa, Arthropoda, Insecta, Diptera, Culicidae. The transcript has 4 exons.